Paramuricea clavata is the source of this 543-nucleotide messenger RNA. The record is from the annotation of a GenBank genome assembly. Lineage: Eukaryota; Metazoa; Cnidaria; Anthozoa; Malacalcyonacea; Plexauridae.
AUGAUUACAGCAAUUACAAGAUUACAGCAAUUACAAGAUUACAGCAAUUACAAGAUUACAAGGAUUACAAGAUUACAUGGAUUACAAGAUUACAAGGAUUACAAGAUUACAGCAAUUACAAGAUUACAAGGAUUACAAGAUUACAGCAAUUACAAGAUUACAGCAAUUACAAGGUUACAGCAAUUACAAGAUUACAUGGAUUACAAGAUUACAGGAUUACAAGAUUACAUGGAUUACAAGAUUACAGCAAUUACAAGAUUACAAGGAUUACAAGAUUACAGCAAUUACAAGAUUACAAGGAUUACAAGAUUACAACAAUUACAAGAUUACAACAAUUACAUGAUUACAGCAAUUACAAGAUUACAAGGAUUACAAGAUUACAUGGAUUACAAGAUUACAACAAUUACAAGAUUACAGCAAUUACAAGAUUACAGCAAUUACAAGAUUACAGCAAUUACAAGAUUACAGCAAUUACAAGAUUACAAGGAUUACAAGAUUACAACGAUUACAAGGUUACAGCAAUUACAAGAUUACAAGGAUUAG